AUGACCACUAACGACAACCUCAUCGCCUCUGGCGCCCCUGAUCGAGGCAAGACCACCUCAAGCUGUGUGCACGACCUCUCUUCCGCUGUGUCAAGCGAAACAUCUUCUAGACUACACCGCUCACAGGACCGCAUACCGUGCAUCGCAACGUUCUUCAACGCCCACGGGGACAGGGAGGCGCUGGUGAGCCUAGGCUUAGACUGUGAUGCAGUCUUCUCGAAAACUUUUGAUGUGCAGCCAAUGGCCAAGCAGCUACGACCAAAAGGCAAGGUGGCAGGGAAGGGUACAGGAGGUCAAUACAAGCUCAUCGAGGCAUCCGAGGAGUUCGGCCUGCGCAUGACGACUCAGCGAGAGCUCCAGGCGAGAUACCCAGGUGACACACCUCGCGACGACCGGGUACCUGUACAGCAUUGUGCUGUAGACGACGCGACCAGCACAGUCCUCCUAACUGUAAAACUUCUCGAGGACGCUGCAGAAGUUCAUGGUCUCAAUAGUCUAGAGGAGACGGGCCCACCAAGGUCGGUGUGGCCCCCAAAUGGCCCCAACAUCCGUAUCGUAUCGAUUGACACAGAAAGCUGCGUGAUGCCCGAGGACAUGAACCCCGUACGAGGGUGCGAAUACGCCCAAUACAUUUCCGAGUUGGGUGGCGCAUUCAUCGACACCGAUACUAUCCGCGCCCACCCUGAUGACUGGCAACAUCACAUCACCACCUUCCACGCCGUCGUAGCAGAGCACUGGGAUCACCAUCCAAACCUACGCUGUCAAGAAAGCAUGAAGAUCGACCACACACAGGCAUACUACCCUCGAGACAACGCCUCCUCCGGGCCCUCGGGCUGUCUACAGCAACUCAAGACCUUUCUAGUCAAUGACAAAGAAUUCUCAGCUCUGAUGUCGCCGGACUCAGAAAUCAUUGCACAUGAUCACUGCUCCUCCUGGCUACUUGAGAAGAUAGACCAGCCUGGUGUCUGA
Aureobasidium pullulans EXF-150 is the source of this 969-nucleotide messenger RNA. RefSeq lists its product as uncharacterized. Lineage: Eukaryota; Fungi; Ascomycota; Dothideomycetes; Dothideales; Saccotheciaceae. The coding region runs from base 1 to 969 and encodes 322 amino acids. The transcript is spliced from 2 exons. The record is from RefSeq and is a predicted model, not a curated record.